Molecule: messenger RNA, 994 nt
Organism: Guillardia theta CCMP2712
Lineage: Eukaryota; Cryptophyceae; Pyrenomonadales; Geminigeraceae
Exons: 9
Coding region: 85-909 (274 amino acids)
Source: RefSeq, a predicted model, not a curated record
UUCAACACUCACUUUUCUGUUUCCUGCCGCCAUUCAGCAUGCCGAGAUUGCUGGGAAACGUGGCUGAAAGAACACACCACGUGCAUGGUCUGCUGUGAGAAAGUGCAAAAGAUUCAAAGAUUUUCUAAUGAUUUAGUCCCUUCUGAGAAAGACCACAGCAAUGAGCACAUUCAAGGCGACAACGGAUGUUCAGAUGACAUAAACUACAGGCUGGAACAAGUCAGCAAUGCCUUCAUGCGAUCGCUGGUUGAUGUGAAAUCAAGAUUCAAUGAUGUCCGGGAGCGUUUGGACGAAAUCAAGGCACACCUCAACAGGAAGAACAUGUCUUUCAUGCACGGCGAUGCCCGUCUGUCAGUCACGUCUGUUGAGGCUUCGUCUUUGUUAGAGCAGCUCCAUGUUCUAGAAGCGAUCAUGCAAGCCCCUCCCGGCAGCCGACCUCAAACUGCGUCUCCCGUCUGCCUGCUGGACGAAACUGCUCGACUUGGCGACAUGGUGAAGGAUUUCAAUGUUUACUUGGACAGAUGCGUGCAAGAGCAAGAAAACCAGGAGCAGCUUUCCGUCGACUCGAAGCAGAAGCCACAGAUUGCAAUGAAACUUCUCUCUUCCUGCUCGCCCCCUGUUGUUUUGAGCCAAUGGAGAGCGAUACUGCGGGUCCUGGACGAAAUUUUCGAAGAAACCCUCCCUCAGAUCUUGGAGGAUCUUAACUUGUAUGGACACCGUGAGGCAGGAAUGUGGAUGUUCGCUCAACGAAUGGAACAAAAAUCGAAUGAGUUCAGGAUGGAUGUCGAAGAAGACUUUCAGGUGAUCCUCCCAGAGAUCGAGUUUGUCAUCGUCCGGAUUCAAUCAUGCUUCGAUUAUGCCGAUCCUUCGCACAAAGAUUCAUCUGCUCGUAAACCUGACGAAUCCUAGCAACUAGCAGAUGUACCUAGUGCACUCUCUGAUCCCGAUUAGAAGUGAUUCCUGUUAUUUACUGUGUAAAGAUGCUUGAUCACUG